Neoarius graeffei (lesser salmon catfish) is the source of this 1830-nucleotide messenger RNA. It is a transcript of the gene katnbl1, whose product is annotated as katanin p80 subunit B-like 1. Gene Ontology annotation, cellular component: nucleolus. Lineage: Eukaryota; Metazoa; Chordata; Actinopteri; Siluriformes; Ariidae. Gene Ontology annotation, molecular function: microtubule binding. The coding region runs from base 376 to 1278 and encodes 300 amino acids. The transcript is spliced from 12 exons. The record is from RefSeq and is a predicted model, not a curated record.
ACAGUUUGUAUUUAUUUGAAUGGUGCUGACUUUGCCGUGUUGGUGAACAUGCACUAAAGUGGCUGUUAAUCCUUUUAAUUUUUUUUUUCCAAAUCAGCAUCUGUCUAAUAUCGCAUUUGGACGUUGUUAUUAAAAAUAGAAGAAACCUACGCGGCGUUUACAAAAUGUAAUGUAAAUAUUAGCAUAUAUAGACCCCUUUCACUGACGUCACCCGAAACCGGAAGUAAACAGACCCUGCGCCAUUUUGGAAGAUCAACAAACUCGUGAUAACGGCAGCGUAGACUUGAAAGAAACCUGUGUGAGACUUGGCAAAAAACUGUGGAUAUAAUGGAUAAGUCUGUGCAUGAUCUGCGGACACUUUGAGACUGUCUGAUUAUGGCCACUGGGAACGAUGCAGAAGUCCACAGGCUCAAGCAAGCCAAAGCCCUUGAUCUUUUCAACCACAGAAGUGCUCCUGGAGAUGAAGAGAACAUGAGGGAGGUGGAUUAUUUAUAUAAGGAAGAAAUAGAUAAAGACAGAUUUCCAGUGGGGCGUUGCAUGCACAACUACAGCAAAGUAAAACGAGUGGUGAACAAGAAGACGCGUCAUUCAGCGGGGGGCUCUGCAGUUCGACUGCGAGCGUCGUCAGCAAGCAGACCCUCUGACAUGGCCAACAAGGAGAAUGAGCUGACGUGUGCCGAGGACGUUCCGGGCGUUCACUAUAAGGACAAGUGUGCGUUCCUUGUGAACUCGACAGACGCUUCUAAAAUGGCAGGCGAUGGCUCCAAGUACAGCGACUACUUCACUGAGUUAUCCAAGGACCAUGACACUAUGACUCAUGUGCUCUUUGGGAGGAAUCUCAGGUUAAAUGUGGCUUUGACGCUUUGGCGAAGAAACGCCAGUGAACUAGUUGCUUAUUUGAUCAGAAUACAAGACACAGGAGUGCUGGUUGACUGUCUUCCUGUUCUCACCAAAAGCCUUCAGGAAGAACAAUCAUGUGUUUCCAUUGGUUGCUGUGUGGACCUUUUACCACAAGUGAAGACAAUACUUCUUGGCAGAUAUGAAGUGCAUCUCACUGUGGCUUUGCACUGGGUUCAAUCAGUUGUUAAGAAAUGGUGGCCUGAACUCUCAUCAAAUGGAAAAACUCUGCAAGAUCAUUGUUCAAAUGAGAAAAAUGUUCAGGCAAUGCGAAAGCUGCUGCUUGAUCUUUGGGAUGAUACAUGUCCAUUAUCGUCAGUACCUGGAACUGUGGGAGAAAUAAGCAAGGCAAUUGAAUCCUAUCUGUCAAAACUGCGCUGAUGUCUCAACAUGGAACACUUAAGGAAACGACCACUACACGCACUUGCUGCGGUUUUCAAAGCUGCUCUUUUGAACAGCAAGAUAAACUGAGUCUUUGGAUUACUCCAGAAUAGGAUGUGAUUCGAUGGGGAGACAGAUGAACUGACCAAUUUAGACCCUCCCUGUAUCCAAGCUGGAGACAUGUCUUAAAGGGUAAACCGUUUUCCCAUAAACCCUGACUGCUUCACAUUGAAGUGGACUUUUUUUUCCAUUAGUGACACUCCGUCAACUCUAUGAGACUGUAAAGAAUCAGGUAACUCACAGAAGUGCCAUGGAGAAGUUUUAACUCGCACUUGCAGUGCCACAGUGUGCACUUGCGGAAGUGGAUUUGACGUGCUGUGUCCCGAGUCGGCUUCUUGUCCAACGUCUUAUCGAUGAAAAAGCUUAUAGUCCUGCAGUCUUAAGUUAUUGAAGCAUUCACUGUCUUGUGCUUGUUCAUGAACGAAAUGAUUGUGCAUCAUGGUGAUUUUCUUUUAAUCAACUUCUGAAUAAAUUUGCAAAAAUUGCCAAAUG